AUGUCUUCGAAAGAAAUCUGUUUGGGAAUAGACGUUGGUGGUACAAAGUUCGCAUGCGUUGCCACCACAACUGUUUCUCUAAUAGAUUCAUCAUUUUUCAAAAAACCUACCAUUUCAAGUUUAGCCUUUGAUGAUCAUGGAUACAAAGUAUUGACCGGACCAUUAUUUUCGGUGGAUUCAUUUGAUAAAGUACUUGAUGAGUUUAUUUUAAAACUUGAUGAUACCUAUAAUAAGAAUUAUAAAAUCGUAUCAAUCGGGGUUGCGAUUUGUGGUUUAAGUGAUAAAGAAGGCACCAUCACAUUAUGCGAAAUCGGUAUCCUUCAAGGAUGGAAUCCCGUGAAACAUUUAAAAGAGAAGUUUGGUCAAGAUGUUAGGGUUCUCACUUUUACGGAUAGUGUUGCUGGAUUGGAACAUGCUAGAAGAGAAUGGCCGGAUGUAAAAGAUAUGUCUAUCAUUGUUGCGGGUACUGGAAUCGGAACAGCCUUUUUGUGCAAUGGACAAAUUGUUAGAGGUCAUCUAAAUGCAGCAGGAAAUCUUGGUAUCGCUCCAAUGUUUCUCCCACAAGAUUACGCUAAAUAUGUAAAAAACUACAUCACCGAACCGAUGAGUUCGACACUUUCACCACCAACGAUGAUGCUUGAUCAAUUAGCAGGUGGUAAAGCAUUAAUUCGUAUUAUCACCCAAGAAAUUGGUGUUAGCGUUGAAGAAGCAAUUCAACGACUUUCCAAAUAUUCUUCUCCAAAAGAAGUCCUUUCAAACUCUUCAGAUAAUGAUGCUGAAAUCGAUCAAAAACUUGUUAAAGUCAUAUUGGAUUGGGCUACAGUGUUCGGGAUCGCUGUGGCUAAUAUCCUUUGUACUUUUAAUCCAAAAGUUUUAGUAAUCGCCGGCGGUGUUUUAAACUUCCCUUUUUAUGUUGAUAGAGUCAUGGAAAUUGGUCAAGAAUAUGCUGGCGCCAUUGUUCCUGAAAUUUGGAGUGAAACUUUGGUGGUUAGAAGUUAUUGGAGUAAUGAUUUGGUUGUCAGGGGUGCUUUAGCGGCUGCUUAUGAUGAAGGAAA
Molecule: messenger RNA, 1055 nt
Organism: Funneliformis caledonium
Lineage: Eukaryota; Fungi; Glomeromycota; Glomeromycetes; Glomerales; Glomeraceae
Source: the annotation of a GenBank genome assembly